Oryctolagus cuniculus (rabbit) is the source of this 1672-nucleotide messenger RNA. It is a transcript of the gene RAD51D, whose product is annotated as RAD51 paralog D. Gene Ontology annotation, biological process: DNA strand invasion; reciprocal meiotic recombination; double-strand break repair via homologous recombination. The record is from RefSeq and is a predicted model, not a curated record. Gene Ontology annotation, cellular component: Rad51B-Rad51C-Rad51D-XRCC2 complex; microtubule organizing center; replication fork. Gene Ontology annotation, molecular function: ATP hydrolysis activity; single-stranded DNA binding; ATP-dependent DNA damage sensor activity. Lineage: Eukaryota; Metazoa; Chordata; Mammalia; Lagomorpha; Leporidae.
GGCGGGCGGGCCCUGGGCGCCGGAGGGGCGGGUGGUCAGCCCCCUCCUGCUACCCGCCGCUCGGCGCGGCUCCUAGCCCCUUCCUCCCGCCACCAGUGCGUCAGGACCCGCUGCACCGAGGCGUGCGAGGGGCGUCUGAAGGGGGCUCUGCAGGGACGCUCUGUCCCGCGCCGGCGGGGAGCAUGGGCGUGCUCAGGGUCGGCCUGUGCCCAGGCCUCAGCCCGGAGAUGGUCCAGCUUCUGCGGAGCCGCGGGAUCAGGACAGUGGUGGACCUGGCCUCCGCAGACCUGGAGGAGGUGGCCCAGAAGUCUGGCUUGUCUUACAAGGCCCUGGUCGCCCUGCGGCGGGUGUUGCUGGCUCAAUUCUCGGCUUUCCCCAUCAAUGGCUCUGAUCUCUACGAGGAACUCAAGAGCUCCACCGCCAUCCUGUCCACGGGCAUCAGGAGCCUGGACAAACUGCUUGAUGCUGGUCUCUAUACUGGAGAAGUAACUGAAAUCGUAGGAGCCCCAGGUAGCGGCAAAACCCAGGUAUGUCUUUGUGUGACUGCCCAUGUGGCCCAUGGCCUCCAGCAGAACGUCUUGUACAUUGAUUCCAAUGGAGGGCUGACAGCCUCGCGCCUCCUCCAGCUGCUACAGGCUAGAACCCAGGAUGAGGAGGAACAGGCAGCAGCUCUGCAGAGGAUCCAGGUGGCGCGUGCGUUCGACAUCUUCCAGAUGCUGGAUGUGCUGCAGGACUUCCGAGGCACUGUGGCCCAGCAGUCUCUCCAGGUGACGGGUUCUUCAGGGACUGUGAAGGUAGUCGUCGUGGACUCGGUGACUGCGGUGGUCUCCCCACUUCUGGGAGGUCAGCAGAGGGAAGGCUUGGCCUUGAUGAUGCAGCUGGCCCGAGAGCUGAAGACCCUGGCCCGGGACCUUGGCCUGGCGGUGGUGGUGACCAACCAUGUGACCCGAGAUAGGGACAGUGGGAAGCUUAAACCUGCUCUUGGACGUUCCUGGAGCUUUGUACCGAACACCCGGAUUCUCCUGAGCACCACUGAGGAAUCAGGAGCAUCAGAAAGGAGCUGGUGCACGGCGUGUCUGACCAAAUCCCCCCGUCAGCCAACGGGUGUCCAGGAGGUUAUAGACAUUGCGACCUGGGGGCCUCCAGAGCAGAACCCAGCAUCCCAAGAAGAGCAGACGUGACUGUUGCAAUGACUGGUGCUGUUGCUUGGGAAGUGGAGGGCAUUGAGUCUCUCUCGAAUUUUCCUUCCUAGUGAGACCUGCUGUUCACUGCCACUCACCUUCUGGGACUGCUGUGUUCUCAGGCUGGUGAGAGGAGAGAGGACAGCCUCACUCUGCAAGAAGUCACGGAGCCACAGGCCAGAGAGGAGGCUACAGUGGGAAGACCCGGAAGUUCAAGAUUCAGAUUCCUUCCCUUGUUCUGCGAGCACUGAGCUCACCCUGACUUGGGGCGUCUCUGAAGAGGCACGCUAAUGACUGGCUGGGUCACCCUGAGUGUCACCAUCUGAUCCUGUGCUGCGUCCUAGCAUGGUGACCGAGCCAGGAAGCCUGUGCUUGCCUUUGCUUCUGUCUCUUCUUUCUGUUGGGGGUGAGGGCCUCUGUGUGUGUAUCUUAGCUCCCUUUCCCUUGGCUGUCUCUUGAGUUACUGGGAAAAUAACCUCAUGAAUGCAAAA